UGGCUAGGUUCUUCUUUUGUUACUCUGUGGGACCUGCUUCAUCAGGGUAUUUCGGGUUAUUUUAACGUCUCCUUUUCAUGAGUGAAACCAAUUUUGGCGACAUUUUAACAGUAAAUCCACCAUUAAGAUGGAAGAAAAGCACUAUUCAUCUAUGACGUUUCCUGUGGAAUAUCUUCAACAUUGGAUGCAGUCCGCUCAGCACAUGCAGGCUCUCCAGGCGCUGCAGCUGCAGCAGAUGGCCAACGCUGCCCAGCUCAGAGAGGCCCCCAGGGGUCCAGGAGUAGGGCCCAUGCUGGGGGCCCCGCCACAGCCUAACUUCCACCCCGAACCCCAAUCAGAGACCCCAGCCCCUGUACCAGAAAAGGGGAAGAGGAAGAGGGCUCGGCCCGCUGCAAACAAGGAGCCCAAACCCAAGCCAGAGCCCAAACCCAAGCCAGAGCCCAAACCCAAAGCCAAACCCGGCCCCAAACCCAAAAAAGCCAAGGAGGCCAAGGAAGAGGACGGAAAACAGGAGAAGAUCGACGAGGCCUUCAAGAAGGUGAAGAGGAAGGUGGACCGCUUCAAGGGCAUGUCUGAGGCCGAGGUCAUGACCAAAACCCUGCCCGACAUCCUCACCCACAACCUGGACUUUGUCAUCAUUGGAAUCAACCCAGGACUGAUGGCGGCCUACAUUGGAAGAUGGUUUCCUGGUCCAGGAAAUCAUUUCUGGAAGUGCCUGUUCUUAGCUGGAAUCACUGAACAGCAGCUCAAUCACAUGCAUGACGAGUCUCUGCCAGAGAAGUACAGCAUAGGAUUCACCAACAUGGUAGCGAGGACCACUCCCGGAAGCAAAGACCUCUCAACCAAAGAGCUGAGAGAAGGAGGGAAGAUCCUGGUGGAGAAGCUUCAGAAAUACAAGCCCCGUAUCGCCGUGUUUAAUGGGAAAUGUAUUUAUGAAAUGUUCAGCAGGGAAAUCUUUGGGUUCAAGCCAAAGAAGCUGGACUUUGGUGUCCAACCUCAACCGGUUCCGGAAACUGAAACAGUGUGUUACCUGAUGCCCUCGUCCAGCGCCCGCUGUGCACAGUUCCCCCGCGCUCAGGACAAAGUGCACUUCUACAUCAAACUGCUGGAGCUGCGAGACCAGCUCAAGGGCCUGGCCAAGAGCAAGGAAGUGGAGGAGGUCAAGUACACCUUCGACCUGGGAUUGGCCAAAGUGGACGCUAAGAGGCUGGCCAUUAAGGAGGAGCAGUAUGACCCCGGGUACGAGAACGCCUUUGGGGGGGCGUACUCCGAGUCAGGGGGCGUGCCAGAGGACGGAGCUGAGCAGAGCAACGGACACUGCAGCUUCUCUGCUGCAGGAAAUACUGAUGUGUCAGGUAAGGAGGCCCCUCCCACAGCGGGCGUGGGGAGCGUCCCUGAAGGACAGUGGAUGAUGCACUCCUUCGCCGAUCAGAUCCCCGACAUCAGCGGCACAAAGCCUCAGCUGGGGGCGGAGACUGCGUGAGGGGGAGGAGCCUCUCGGAGGGCAGAGACUGUGUGCGGUAGGCGGAGCCUCUGAGGACUCCUCCCAGGAAAUGCACAAAGGCCGCAGGUGCAGCACAGCUUCCUGUUCAGAAGGCCUUUCCCGAGUUACCUGGGUUACCUGUCAGCAGUGAAGGGCCUCCCCUCAUGCUCACCAGCCAAUCAGGGGCCACAGAAGGAUGAUGUCAUAAACAGCUCCCUCUACGAAUUGGAAAUAGAUUAGUUUACCAUCUUGGGCGAUCACUUUUGAUAAUGGUAGUUUUUAUAUAUACAAAUGUAAUGUAAUACAUUGAUUAGGUUUUUAAAAAAUGCAAUGUUUUGGAGAAUGAGAAGGUUUUUAAGAAAUCUUUUUAAGAGAGUGACAUUUUUUGCAAUAAGUGUGAACGGUCUGCUGCCAGGAAAUGACGGCAGGUUUAAUUUCAGGACUGUCUUAAAUCAGGGAUUUCUACUGAAACUUGACUGAUGCCGUUUGUCUGAGGGCAUCCUGCUGAGACUGCAGGGUUUGACCCUUUUCUUUCCCUCACACACACACAGACACAGACACACACACACACACACACACACACACACACACACACACACACACGGGGUGAAAGUGGUGUGUUAUUCCUCUAACUGAAUUGGCUGCUGGAGGUGCAUUGUCUUAUUCCUCUAACCUCAAUGCUUACACAGCUACGGGCUGGAAACCUGAUAUUUGGUUAUGGUUGUUAGAUUUUUAUUAUGACCAAUUCUAGUAGUAGGUUAUAUAUAUACAAAUACACAAAGUGUAUUGCUCUGAAGAAUAUUUGGAGAGACAUCUCGAUACCACUGCCUCCUGUCUGUACUAUGUCCCUGUUCUUACCUGUCAGUCGCCCAACAGGACAAAACCACUGGCGCUCACCUGCAGCCACAUAGAGCUGCGGUCUGUUAGGAAGAGAAGCUUCCGGAAUAAAAGGCCUCUCUCCCUUCUGAGCUACUGCACAUGCUCAGUGUGCGCUGUGUGCUCACACUGAUCUGUCCGGCAGCCAAAAUACCCGACGGCCUUCAUCAUAUGUUUACAAUAUUUACAUUCUCUUGGUGCUGUAUUUUAUUUUUUGGGUUACUGUUUCUAGUGUAUGUUUUUUUUUUUUAAUGUUUGCAUUUUUUAGAUGGUCUAUUAAAGUCCUGGUAGUGA
Messenger RNA from Conger conger (European conger), 2653 nucleotides. Its product is annotated as G/T mismatch-specific thymine DNA glycosylase-like. Lineage: Eukaryota; Metazoa; Chordata; Actinopteri; Anguilliformes; Congridae. The transcript has 11 exons. Gene Ontology annotation, molecular function: mismatch base pair DNA N-glycosylase activity. Gene Ontology annotation, cellular component: nucleus. Gene Ontology annotation, biological process: base-excision repair, AP site formation. The coding region runs from base 128 to 1483 and encodes 451 amino acids. The record is from RefSeq and is a predicted model, not a curated record.